AUGGCAACCAUACCAGUCAUCGUAAAACACCAGGGAACCAAGUAUGACAUUGACGUCGAUCCCGAGUCUACCGGUGAUGUGUUCAAGUUUCAGCUUUACAGUGUUACAGGCGUAGAGCCCGAACGCCAAAAGAUCUUGGUCAAGGGUGGCCAAGUGAAGGAUGAUACCCCCAUGAGCAAGUUCGAUUUCAAGCCUGGUCAGACUAUAAUGAUGCUUGGGACUCCAGGGAAGGAAGGUCAAGAGGUCCUUGCUCGACCGAAAGAACCGAUCAAGUUCGUUGAAGAUAUGACGGAGGCCGAAGCAGCUCAGCAAGAAGGUGCUAUACCCGCUGGUCUGGCUAACCUUGGCAAUACCUGCUACCUUAACUCCACGCUCCAGACCCUCCGCGCUAUUCCAGAGCUCCAGAAUGCUUUGACCAAGUAUGAACCCCAGAACGCAAGUACCACUGGUCUUUUACCGCCCCUGGAUUUGACCAAGCAAUUACGAGAGCUCUACAAAUACAUGUCUCAGACUCAGGAGGCAUACACCCCCCAGGUAUUUCUAACUGCAUUGCGGACUGCUUUUCCUCAGUUUGCCGAGCGCUCGCGGACUGGUCAUGGCUUUGCCCAGCAGGAUGCGGAGGAGGCAUGGUCUCAAAUUGUCACUCAGUUGCGCCAAAAGCUGCGCGUAAAGGAUGCUCCCGAUGCCCCUGAGACUUCUUUUAUCGAUAAAUAUAUGCAGGGAGAGUUUACAUCCGAACUCGAAUGCGACGAGCCUGCAGCUAAAGAAGGCGGAGAGCAGCCUGUUGUCUCUAAGGAAGCUUUCCUGAAGUUGAACUGCCACAUCGAUGGCAAUACGAAUCACUUACGAGACGGAAUUGCGAACGGUCUAAGCGAGAAGGUAGAGAAGAGGUCAGAAGUCUUGGGCAGGGAUGCUGUCUAUACCAAGACCUCUAAAAUUUCACGACUACCCAAGUACCUAACAGUACAUUUCGUUCGUUUCUUCUGGAAGCGAGAAACCCAAAAGAAGGCCAAGAUCAUGCGAAAGGUCACUUUCCCCCACGAGUUGGAUCUUGUGGAAUUUUGUGACGACAAGCUAAAGGGAAUGCUUGUUCCAGUUAGAGACAAAGUCCGAGAAGUUCGGAAGGAUGAGGAAGAUAUUGAACGUGCGCGCAAGCGACGUAAGCGAAAUGCCGCUGGCGAGGACGAGGCCGAUAUUCCGGGUGGUAAGGGUGCCAAGAAAGAUGAUAAGAAGGAAGAAAGCAAAGCUAGCACCUCAGCGGACGGCGAUGUAGAGAUGGGCGAGACUUACAAGACGGAUGCCGAGAUUGACGCAGAACGCGACGCAGCUCUUCUCGCAGCUAAGAAGGAACUUAAUGCUCUUAUUGACCCAUCAUUAGCAAAUGAUGAUGGCGCGAACCAGUCCGGUUUGUACGAACUACGAGGUGUCGUCACGCACCAGGGCGCAAGCGCUGAUAGCGGUCACUAUACGGCUUACGUCAAGAAGACGGCUCCGGUCGAUACUAAAUCGGGAAAGCGAAAGGAAGAAGACGGAAAGUGGUGGUGGUUUAACGACGACAAGGUGUCGGAGGUAACGGCAGACAAGAUCGAAGCGUUAGCCGGUGGUGGCGAGUCGCACUCGGCUCUCAUCCUGCUAUACCGCGCUAUCCCGCUGCCUUCUGCCGAGGGCACGAUCGAGUAA
This is a messenger RNA of Daldinia childiae, 1680 nucleotides long. Its product is annotated as Ubiquitin carboxyl-terminal hydrolase 6. The record is from RefSeq and is a predicted model, not a curated record. Bases 1 to 1680 code for a protein of 559 amino acids. Gene Ontology annotation, biological process: protein deubiquitination; proteasome-mediated ubiquitin-dependent protein catabolic process; regulation of proteasomal protein catabolic process. Gene Ontology annotation, molecular function: protein binding; proteasome binding; cysteine-type deubiquitinase activity. The transcript is spliced from 2 exons. Lineage: Eukaryota; Fungi; Ascomycota; Sordariomycetes; Xylariales; Hypoxylaceae.